AUAGAAAUUUAUGUUGUUUUUCCUAAUUAUUCUUCUUAUAUUUGUUCCUAUAUAAUAAUUGUCAACUGUCAAAAAAGGCAUUGAAGUUUCAUUCAAUUUGGCAACCAAAAAUCAAAGCCAGUUUUAACAUAGUUACAUAUAUAGCCUAACACAAUUAAACUCUCCAUUAAAAUCUUGAAUUUACCUUUGGGGGUUCAUCAAGAUUUGUGUAGAGAGAAGGAGAGACUCAAUUUGUCUCUCCUCUCUCAAUUUUGUGUUUUUUUUUUUCAUAAGGGGUUUCUUUUUUUUUUUUUUUUUUUUUUUUUUCAAAUGGCAAAACAAAGAGAUGAAUUUUAUGAUGGGGUUAUAGAAGGGAUGCCGUUAUUUGCUAAAGAAUUAAUAGCAGGUGGUGUAGCUGGUGGUUUUGCUAAGUCAGCUGUUGCACCUCUUGAACGUAUCAAGAUCUUGUUUCAGACCAGACAAGCUGAAUAUCGGAGUUUGGGGCUAAUAGGAUCCUUUAUGAAGAUUGCCAAGACAGAAGGACCUCUUGGUUUUUUCAGGGGAAAUGGCGCUAGUGUUGCUCGAAUUGUCCCUUACGCAGCACUGCACUACAUGGCCUAUGAAGAGUACCGCCGCUGGAUUAUACAAGGAAUUCCCGGGGUGGAUAAAGGUCCGAUUCUUGAUCUCGUAGCAGGAUCAUUUGCCGGUGGGACUGCUGUACUUUUUACUUAUCCGCUUGAUUUAGUUCGAACUAAAUUGGCUUACCAGGUGGUUGAAUCCCAAAAGUUAAAUAUACAACGGCUUGUUACCGAUGAACAAGUUUACAAAGGAAUAAAGGACUGUUUUUCGAAAACAUACAAGGAAGCCGGAAUAAAGGGCCUAUACCGUGGAGUUGCUCCAUCACUUUAUGGAAUCUUUCCAUACGCCGGGCUGAAAUUCUACUUCUAUGAGAAAAUGAAGAGCCAUGUCCCUAAGGAGCAGAAGAAUGAUAUCGCGAUAAAACUAGCAUGUGGAUCUGUUGCAGGACUUCUAGGACAAACUUUCACUUAUCCUCUAGACGUUGUUAGGCGGCAAAUGCAGGUCCAACGACUCUCAGCAUCUACCAGCCACGAAAUGAAAGGAACAGUCGAUACUCUCGUUAUGAUUUUGCAAACACAUGGAUGGAAACAACUAUUUUCGGGGCUUAGCCUCAACUAUUUGAAGGUUGUACCAUCUGUUGCGAUUGGGUUCACUGUUUACGAUAUGAUGAAAGCGUAUCUGAGAGUACCUUCACGCGACGAUGCUGGUGUAGAAGGUGUCACUAGUAGCAGAAAUAGUCAACCAUCCACCCUGCACUCUUAACAAUCUUCUUGAGGCUCACAGAUUGCCAAAGUUCAAUUUCAGAAAAGUUUGUACAUUUCCAUUCUUUCACAUAGCCAUAAUUCUUCCUUACAAUAAGUUGUUCUAUAAAUCAUCUGUAUAUCAACAACUUGUAAACUUAUACAUUGAUUUGACAAGUUUAAUUGACUAUGUUGAUUUUU
This is a messenger RNA of Capsicum annuum, 1499 nucleotides long. Its product is annotated as mitochondrial carrier protein CoAc2. Gene Ontology annotation, cellular component: mitochondrial inner membrane. NCBI's taxonomy places the organism in Eukaryota, Viridiplantae, Streptophyta, Magnoliopsida, Solanales, Solanaceae. The transcript is spliced from 7 exons. The coding region runs from base 310 to 1320 and encodes 336 amino acids. The record is from RefSeq and is a predicted model, not a curated record. Gene Ontology annotation, biological process: transmembrane transport.